Mollisia scopiformis is the source of this 684-nucleotide messenger RNA. RefSeq lists its product as uncharacterized. The record is from RefSeq and is a predicted model, not a curated record. The transcript has 2 exons. Lineage: Eukaryota; Fungi; Ascomycota; Leotiomycetes; Helotiales; Mollisiaceae. The coding region runs from base 1 to 684 and encodes 227 amino acids.
AUGAAAGCAAUCCUUGCUUUUGCAAAGCUAGCCCUCGUCGGAUUCGACCUUCAACGACUUAUUAUAAUGACCGAUUGCAGAUAUCUGAUAGAGGGUGUUACAACGGAGUUCUGGCAGCGGGCCGGGACAGACCAUGGCGAAGCUCCAAGAUAUCCACUUGACAAUGUGUUGGAAUGGCAAGAAUUGUACCGCAGGAUUCAGAGCAUGGAAGUCAGGAACAUCGCAGAACCACACGGCGCGUGUAUAUAUCACUGGAAAUUUAUUGCACCGACCAGUCCAGAGGCACAAGAUCUUGUACGCCGCAUUGGCCUCAAGUUUCCGGUGGCAGACGAGCCUGCAGGAGUUUUUCAUCCUAUACGCCGUCUUGUGACUACGGGAAAGGAUACAGUAGAGAAUUUUGUGCUACUCUUCGGCCCAACUUGGGAUGGAGCAUACGAUGUCAGGAAACAAUGGGAGGAAGUCAGAACGACUAUACUCUUGGACCCUCGCUCGCGGGCUCAGAUGUUAGGACGACCUUACGAAAUCGAAGACUUGCUGUGGAACCCUAGACCACCAACGGCACACGAAGAAGAGCGGUUGAGAGAGGCUACAACUCUGGCGACAGACGAGGCCCUUCGGACAUUGGAACAAAUGCUGACGCCAGAGUUGAUUCUCUCUCAGCCCACAAACUCUUCCAUCCCAUAG